AUGCCUACCCUAGCCAUUGCUGGAGGAACAUCUGCCAGCCUUGGCCGCGCCAUUAUCACUGCCGUCAUCUCUUCUGAGCAAAGUUUUUGGAACAUAGUGAUUCUCUCACGCAACCUGAGUGCUCCCCUCUGGCUCCGCGCCAUCGACAGAGAUGGAACGCGUGCCCAGAUUCAUGCGAUUAAUUAUCAUUCCGUCGAUUCCCUCGCAGCCGCCUUGAAAGGUGUCCACACCGUUGUUUCUGUUACAUCGGCUGUGGAUGGGUCCCAGGCAAAAAUACAAAUCAACUUGCUGGAGGCCGCGGUCAAAGCUGGCUGCAAACGCUUCGCGCCAGCGCAAUGGGGCUUUGGGCCAUUAGGGUCGGAGAACAUCUCCGUUCUCAAGUGGGCAAAUGAGGGUGUGUGGGAUGCAUGCGUGAAGCACAAGGACAAAAUAGAGUCUGCCAAGUUUAACAUCGGGUCCUUUAUGAACUACAUCGGCCACGGAAUGUACCCAAUUCCAUCGCCAACGAGUAGCGAGGAAACGAUGCUUCGACAGUUGGCAGCUGGGAAAGGAUACGCCGCUGGCGAAGACGAAGCGUGCCAGGGUCUUCAGCGGCAAGGAGAUCUGAACGAUGGCUCCGGAGCGUUUCUGCUUGGGCUGAGAAAUGGAGUUGCCGAGCUACCUCAGACCGAGGACGGCCGAUGGCCGCGGAUCAGCAUGACAUCUCUGAGAGAUGUGGGCCGAUUUAUGGCAGCGUCUCUAGACUUGCCAGAGUGGGAGGAAGACAUGACUAUGGUCGGAGAUACUCUCACUAUGGGGGAGCUGCUGGCACAUGCAGAAGCUGUAACGGGGAAGAAGUUCCAGGUCGAUGUAAUCAAGCCUAGGGAUCUUGAAAUCAAGCUCAAAGAGACCGCACAGGACGACUUCAUGGCCCUGAUGUGGGCUGAAUUCAAAUUAGCUUAUACCCGGGAUCUGGAAGAUGAGGUAGUUCUGCAGCCUGUGGUGAAUAGACUCUGCCCUACUGUUAUUCCUAUGUCAGUGCGGCAAUACAUGGAAAACUACUGGAGCAACGUCUAA
Molecule: messenger RNA, 1056 nt
Organism: Penicillium canescens
Lineage: Eukaryota; Fungi; Ascomycota; Eurotiomycetes; Eurotiales; Aspergillaceae
Exons: 1
Coding region: 1-1056 (351 amino acids)
Source: RefSeq, a predicted model, not a curated record